AUGCGGUCCAAUUUAGAAACGACAAGCAGCAGCACAGGAGCGACGACUUGCUGUUACACGCUAGCCGUGGAUGGCAGUUGGGGCCGCAGGACUGGCAGAAUGGGUGGUGCAACGAUCAUUCGUGGGCCGGAUGGGUCUUGGUACUCAGCGGUGUUAGAAAGCAAGGUGGUCGGGAAUGCGUUUCGAUCGGAGCUAUGGGAAGUAGAGCUUGGCCUUGGCCAUGCCUGGAAUAUUAGAAUACGUUCUUUAGGGUGUACCUCGGAUCGCUUGGAUAUAGUUCAGGUUCUUGGAGAUUCCAGAAGCUUGGACACAUACUGGGAUAGAGAACUAAUUUUGGAGGUCAGGGAAUGGUUGAGGAAUGAUUGGCAAGUUUCUUUCACUCAUGUGCCUCGCGAGAAGAAUAAUGCUGCGGAUUUUCUUGUCAGGAAAGCCUCUAGGGAGGGUUCGUCGUUUCAGAUUUGGGGGCAACCGCCACACGCUAUUUAUGCGUCAUUGUAUUUAGAUGUCGUUGUUUAG
This is a messenger RNA of Lotus japonicus, 516 nucleotides long. RefSeq lists its product as uncharacterized. The record is from RefSeq and is a predicted model, not a curated record. The coding region runs from base 1 to 516 and encodes 171 amino acids. Gene Ontology annotation, molecular function: RNA-DNA hybrid ribonuclease activity; nucleic acid binding. NCBI's taxonomy places the organism in Eukaryota, Viridiplantae, Streptophyta, Magnoliopsida, Fabales, Fabaceae. The transcript has a single exon.